AUGCUGACUAGAAGUCCAAUAAAGAUCAGAUUAGCAAGGUUCGGAAGAAAGCAUCAACCGCUUUAUAAUAUCGUGGUAGCUAACCGGAGAUCGGCCCGUAAUAAAUUACCCAUUGAGGUGCUCGGUACCUAUAAUCCAGUACCUGUUCCAUUAACACCAGUGGAAAAAGCUGAGGGCAUUAAGCCUUAUAAAGAUAUAGAGCUUGAUUUUGAGAGAUCUAAGUAUUGGUUGGGUGUUGGCGCUGAGGUUUCAGAUCGUGUAAACUUCUUAUUUAAAAGGGCUGGGUUGCUUCCAGAAGAAUGGCCAAAGCCCAGUAAACUUACUCAACAUAUCGAACACCCUGUCUUAAGUGAGCUCAAGACAUUCCUUGAAGAACCAAGAGAGCAUAUUAGGAAAAGGGAUUGA
This is a messenger RNA of Priceomyces carsonii, 405 nucleotides long. Its product is annotated as mitochondrial 37S ribosomal protein bS16m. Gene Ontology annotation, molecular function: structural constituent of ribosome. The transcript has a single exon. Bases 1 to 405 code for a protein of 134 amino acids. The record is from RefSeq and is a predicted model, not a curated record. Lineage: Eukaryota; Fungi; Ascomycota; Pichiomycetes; Serinales; Debaryomycetaceae. Gene Ontology annotation, cellular component: mitochondrial small ribosomal subunit; ribosome. Gene Ontology annotation, biological process: mitochondrial translation.